Molecule: messenger RNA, 4818 nt
Organism: Botrytis byssoidea
Lineage: Eukaryota; Fungi; Ascomycota; Leotiomycetes; Helotiales; Sclerotiniaceae
Exons: 5
Coding region: 1-4818 (1605 amino acids)
Source: RefSeq, a predicted model, not a curated record
AUGCCAUCCAUCAACUGGCUGAACCAAUGCUGUAUUAUGAGGACCGUACCGAACAUCUUUGGUUUCUAUGGAAUAGCUACGGCAGACCUUCUUCCAUCGCAAUCAUUUGUGCCACUCAACCAAGUCAUUCAUUCAAUCAUAAGCAGUCAGUACGGUAUUGUAUCAAACGCAAACAUGUUAACGUCUUUGGAGACUUGGAACGGUUGCUCUAUUCUACUAUUUAGUACUUUACGAAAGCAAAGUAAUCACAAAGCAACUACAACUGCUACUCUCACGCAGUUCACAUUUCCCAAUACAAAUAAUAUCUUGUAUCGAUCAUCGACUUCUAAUCUACUAGUUAAUCAUCUUCUUCCGGCUAGUAUCGUCUACUCGCUGAAUACCCACUAUAUACCACAAAUCAAUUCAACCUUGCACAUUGUGCUUACCACAACAAUGGGUUUCAGAAAGGCCUUCCACUCGGUCGCUCGCAUUUUCUCCACCAAGGACAAGAAGGUCGCAAAACAAAAAAACACCACGAAGUCUAGGAAGCUCACCAAGAGCCAAUAUCCUAGCAAAACUACCAACUCCACCAAGAAAAGAGUCAAGAAUCUCGUUGAAUUCUUGACCGGUAGCAAAUCUAGAAGAUAUUCCACUGAAUCAGCACCCGAAUCAGAAACACUCGUCGGUUCUUCAAAUCCUUCCUCGACAAGUAAUCACAGAGUCGAGACAUUUGAGCAAGUCCCUGACCAUGCUGGCGCAGAGAAUACGAAUCGCUAUCAGAUUGAAGAUGGACUCACCGGUCCUUCAUCUGCACAGAAUGUGUUGCCAGUUUCCAUGGCGACUGUCGUUGGUAAUCAAUUCGUCGAGGGCGUGGAAGAUGCAGAGCUCGCUGCGCUUCCAUCGGAACCGCCCACUCCUGCAAUCAAGUCGGUUCCUGACGGCGCCUUGAACGAUAUCAAUGAUCAAUCAGUUGAGGUAGUAGAAGCCGCUGAUCCUGCUAUCUUUGACAAUGAUGAUGUUAUUGAUAGCCAAGAUCCUACAGUUGAGACUGUGAAUAAUGGAGCAGAUGCCGCAGAAUAUGCUGCUCCAAUCUUCAAUGAAAACACGGAGGAUAAUGUUUUGGCUGUGGUUACAACUGAAUUAUCUAUCGAUGUUCCAGAAAAUUUUCAUUUGGUUUUCGAACCAUUGGCUACACCAAAUGAAAAUGGUGUUUUACAGGUGCUAUCCGAACCAGAAGUAACCGAACAAAUCGGAAGCGAUACCUCAACUCCUGGUUCGAUCCAGAUGCCCUCAGCCGAAGUUUCACCAAGUAUUGAAGCUUCAAUUCAAUCAUAUGAGGGAUCUAUCAAUAACAUCGAUGGUUCUGCCAUCCAGGAUGAAUCGAUCACCUCGAAUGAGGAAGUUGGCGUAUUCUCAGAGGAAAAUCCUGUUGCGUUCCCAGACCAUAUUGAUGGGUACCAUUUGAAUGGUCGGUUCGCUCCAGCUACCACAGUUCCACAUAAGGCGCGCAGCUUUUGUGGUAGGAUCUUCACUGCCCCUCAGCCAGAGGAACGAGCAUGGAAUGAGGAUGAAUAUACUGAAGAUGUGGUCCGUCAACGUCGCAAUUCGGCACCUGGAAAUCUAGUUUCGCCAGACUCACAUUAUCCAACGAGGAGGCGUGCCAGUCUAACACCUUCUGAUGCGGAGAACGAGGCAAUGUUCAAUGAUCCCAACAAUUACAUUGAUCAUGAUGACUCUGACAUGUACAUUGAGCCUAAACUCAAUAUAUAUCCUUCUGUUUUUGUGGAGCCUGCUGUUCCGAUGAUUGAUGCACCACUUAAUGAUCCGGAAAGAGGGGCUUCUCUUCCAAUUUCGGAAUCAGAGAUUACUUAUGCCCACGUUGUUAGUCCAAUUGCUUCUGACUCUGCCUCGGGGUCGCUCUCUCCAAACGAACCAGACUCACUUGAACAAGGAGCCUUCAUGUUAGAACUUGGAGGGCGUUUCUCAUUGGAGCACGCAAACCGAAAAACUUUCCUAUCAGAGCUUCGAAACACUUUCCCUGUGGAGCAGGAUAGUUCUGAUGUUGUCGAUGAACAAACUGAGGAGGUGAUUGUACCUCAAAAAGCCAAUCAACCUUGUGAAACUCACGCGGAAGAAAUUGUACGCAUGUACAGAAUUCCACGCUACAGUCAAUUCAGAUCAGUCUUUCCUCCUCCUGGUCUCAGCUUUCCUUGGGGUCCCCACAACCCGAUUCCAACAAGAAUAGACAAUUUUAGAGGUAACGACCCUUGGCUCCCAACACCAUGGACAGAUCCAGAUGCGUACCACCAACUGAACGGAAUUCAGAGACGCUGGGUUCAGUUGGAGGUACUUUACCAGACAAGAUUAUUCUGGCUAGAUAUGAACUUCAAAGCAGUAAUCCAUCUUGAAGAAAAUCUAGCGAGUAAGCUGUACGCUUUCAACAAUUUCUGUGGGUGGUAUGGAUGCCAGGCUGAAAAAUGUAAACAUUCUAAAGUCGACGGCCGUCUCUUUUUCUUCGAUCUACAUUCCUACUACACUUCGUGGAAGAACCUUCGGGAUGAGCAAUUGCUACUUGACAAUGAACCGAGUAGUGACUACGCUGUUCAUGAGCCUGAGACUAAUGCAAGUACUGUUGAGCAGACAGCGCUUCAUGAGCAAGAAGCCCGUGUGCAACAAGCCCGAGAACAAGAGGCUUCUCAAGUGGAACCUGCCGAUGAUCAUUACGCUGAUCUCAAUUCAUCGUUGCAGUUCGCCCAAUCGGUAAAACUAGCCAGAAGAGAAAUGAUGAGCCUUAUGGAUUCUGAGAUUGCGGUGGUGAAGGUGAACUCCGUCGUCAUUCAAGAGGUUUUGGCUCGUAACGAAGCUCAGCAUGUGGAGUCAAAACCUCCACAACUUCCGAAUGCUCAAUUUGAUCUCGCGUUGAUCAAUACACAAGCGCAACCAAAGCAAUCUCGAUGGGCUGAGGUGUUCAAAGCACAACAGGAAAACGGUUGCGAAAAGGCAGAGGUAUCACAGGAUGUAGUUCCAAAUACCUCUGAAAAUCCUGUUCCAGUUGGCAAUUUUGGUUUGAAGAUGAUUGAUUUCUCUGUCCUACCAAAACAGUCUCGCUUUACAGAAUUCUUCCCCACGCAACCUAAAUCUGAGCCAGAGGCGGCUCAAGACUCAGUCGUAGAGAAGACUCCUGAAGAUCCUGCUCCACAGGCUCACUUUGGUCUACAGAUGAUUGAGACAUCCCUUCAACCAAGGAAAUCCCGAUUUACAUCGCUCUUUGGAGCGCAAACAACGACUGAUCAAGGUAUCGCUCCGGCCCAAACAUCAGACAGUGAAGAAUCCAUGGAACCUCUCGGCUCACUCGGUGGCAACAACAAAGAUCAAGUCUCUACACGCGAUACCAGUGUUGAACCAACACAGAGCUUAAGUUUCAGCUUAGAAGCACACGCUGUGUCGGACAUUGAUCUUGCAUACGAGGAAGAAGAAGGUGAUCUGUAUAGCGCGUCACCACUGAGAGGACCAUCUCCAGCUUCAAUUAUGCCAAAUCAGUCAUCUCCAGUUCCAGCCCCUGAGGAGUUCAUGAAUAGCUCCCUAGCUUCAAAGCAUCACGGUAGCUGGCAAUUUUACGAUGACCAGGGAUCUUUGCUUGAUGAUCAUGUCGAGAACGUCGGUGACUUCGUCAUCGAAGAUACAAUGGAAGGGGUCGGUGAAGAUUUAGCCUUUGUGUUUGGACAAGUUGAAUUUCCUAUUGAUUCACCUCACGAAGAAUCUCGCGAGAUGCUUGAUGGGGAACCCUGGAUAAUCAUCAGACUUGAGGAUUCUCCCGGAGAUAUUGAUUUCGAGGAAGUCCCAGAAGGAGUCGAACUGCUACAAGACUUCUACGAGGACGGAUGGCCGGUUGAUGAGGGCGGGGAGCAUGAUAUGACACAGACCAUCAGAGAGGGAUUGGAAGAAGAGAAUCCUAAAGUCAUUAAGAUUGUCAGUGAUUUUGAGUACUAUGCCAAUUCUCCUGAUUCUGGAUGGGAGGCUCCGGAGGAUAGUGACGCCACUGAGUCCGAUUCCAAGGAUUCUGAUGAAGAUGGCGGCGACACCGAGUCCGACUUUGAAUCUCCAGAUACGGAUGAAGAUAGCGAUACUGCUGAAACCAAAGCCUGGGAAUCAAAUAAAAAAGACAAUGACCCUAACCCCGAAGCCCAGGAAUUAGUCACGAUUGAUGAGGAUACUGAACCUAAGUAUCAAUUCAGUCGCACUCCUAUCCAAGCCAGACCCGCUCUCUCUGGACUAGCUCUGUCUUUUCAAGAAUUCACUAGCAGAGAGGUUGGAUAUCAUGUCAAUGCGCAUCCAGGUUUUACCAAUGAUCCAGACGCUUUCAUGGACAGUGAGCCCCUUCCAAUCAUGCAAAAAGAUGCAAACAUGGUGCACUGUUCCAACAUCAUCCGACAGAUUAACCUCGCGAGAGAUGAGCUGAUCGAUAGAUGGUUAAACAAGGAAGAUUACUACGAUCCCGAUGGACCAACUUGCAGAUACGUCCUGAAGGAAGGAGAAAAAUAUGGUGAGAGGGUCUGUGAGAACAUGCCUCAAGCCUUGGCUCUGCGGAUUCAAGAUUCCGAGAACCAGCUCUGGGCUGGCGGUGCAACAUUUACAAAGAUAGCACUUGCCAACAAACCGAAAGGUCCCGAGGAAACGAUGUCCUUUGACCUGGACUUUGCUCUCCCUGGCCAGCUCAACAAUCGCUGGAAGCCAGCGUUCAUCGCGAAGUGUGUCAAAGAUAUAGACAUCACAAAGCCUUCGCUUUUCCUUGGUGAAAACGAUCUUUCUGCUUUUGAUGAAAAUAAGUCAACAUUCUAA